CAGGCGGCCAAUGAACACACGCCUGCGCCUGGGCUCUCGCCUCCAUUGGCUGCACCCCUCCAACCACGGUGCCCGCAGGUUCCCAAGCCGGGUUUAAAGGUGUCAGGCGCGAGCUGCUGCCCCUCCAUCCGCUGUCCGCGCGCAAGUCCGCGGGGAGGGCGGCCCGCAGACCGGCCCACCCGGGGCGUUCCGGAAGGGCGCCCUUGGUCGCCCCCAGCGCCCCCCCAAAUGUACUAUGCGGUUUCCCAGGCGCGCGUGAACACGGCCCCUGCCACCAUGCUGCGGCCACAGCGGCCUGGAGACGUGCAGCUCGGUACCUCCCUGUACGAGCUAGUGGGCUACCGGCAGCCUCCCAUCUCCUCCUCUUCCUCCACGUCCUCCUCCUCCUCCAUCGCGGCGCCUCUCCUCCCCAAGGCCGGGCGCGAGAAGCCAGAGGCGCCCGCCGAGCCGCUGAGCACCGGACCGGGGUCUGGAGGCGCCAGGACGGACGCCAAAGAGGAGCAGCAGCAGCUGCUGCGGCGCAAGAUCAACAGCCGGGAGCGGAAGCGCAUGCAAGACCUGAACUUGGCCAUGGACGCGCUGCGCGAAGUCAUCCUGCCUUACUCCGCGGCGCACUGCCAGGGCGCGCCGGGCCGCAAGCUCUCCAAGAUCGCCACGCUGCUGCUCGCCCGCAACUACAUCCUGCUGCUGGGCAGCUCCCUGCAGGAGCUGCGCCGGGCGCUCGGAGACGGUGCGGGGCCCGCCGCGCCGCGUCUGCUCCUGGCGGGCUUGCCCCUACUGGCCGCCGCGCCCGGCUCGGUGCUGCUGGCACCAAGCUCCAUGGGUCCCCCCGAAGCGCUUCGCCCCGCCAAGUACCUGUCGCUAGCGCUGGACGAGCAGCCGUGCGGCCAGUUCGCUCUCCCGGGUGGCGGGGCAGGCGGCCCCGGCCUCUGCACCUGUGCGGUGUGCAAGUUCCCGCAUCUGGUCCCCGCUGGCCUGGGCCUGGCAGCUGUGCACGCUCAGUUCUCCAAGUGAGAGCCGGCAGGGCCUGGGGCGGGGCAGGACCUCAGCCAAUCUUCCGGCGCCUUGGAGUCCUGGGUCCAAGGAGAGCUGACACGAGUAAGGAGAAUAUUUCCAGUCUUCUUGCCCAGACUUUGGAAAGAUUGUAGGGCGCCUUCCCCCCGCCCCCCGCCCCCCCCCCGACUCCCUGGAAAUCUAAAGCUGUCCCAAGUCGGGGGGUCCAAGGAUCUCUGGAACCGCUUGGGGUUCUAGAUAGAUUCCAUGUAUUUAGGGCAGACAUCCCCACCCCAACCUCACCCAGUGGGUUGUGCGCUGUACUAUGCAGGGAUGGUGAGGAUACGGUGCAGUUUGUUCAGAUCGCACUGGACGUGGCGAGAGGCCAGCGGCGAGCGCGACCUCCUGGGAUCGGUCAGCAGCCAGACGCAGGGACUGCACCCCAACUGCCGCGCCUCAGAGGGGUGAUUUCUUUCCCUCUUCCUGGGCCUGAGCUCACAGGCGCCCUUUCUCCCACCAUCCCACCGGCCAAGCCCAUGCGGAUCUAGGAGAUCUGAAAAGCCCAGAUAACCGGCGCAAACUUCAAGGGCGUCGCAGAUGGAGAGCCUUCAGUGGCCCAGUAUUUCGGAUUCGAGGUGCAAUGGGUGGGGGCGGUGACAGCGCCAGGGUGUUGGGGGUUGGGAAGUUCGUCUGCGUCUGCCACCUGGCUGUCAUGAUCCUGUUUUUGUGGCUCGUGCCCAGAUGUUUUUGUUGUGGCGAGAAUUCGCUCUUAAAUCUGGGGUCUUAGAAAGGCAGCUUAGAAUUCGAGAUUUAUCUUCCUUUAGUCUUUUCUUUCCCGAAGAUAGAGUAACCAACAUUUGAGCUUGCUUGAAAACAAACAAAACCCAUCCAUCUUCCGUGUUCUGGACUUACUAAAAUAGGUAACAAGGUAUUUCGUAACCGCAGACUUGUGAAGCUCGGUAAUUAACAUUCUCCUUAAAAGACAAGAGGACUGGGAUCCCAAACCGCGGGUGACUGGACAGACCCAGCUGCGAAGCAGGCAGAUGAGAAGCUCUUGCUGCGCUGUCCUGCGGUCCUUAACCAGAGCUCCCUAAAAUCUUUCUUUGCAGUUGAAGAACUGCCUAGACUGCGCGUCUUAGUUUGUGAUGGCCUUAGCAAAUGACCCAAGAUUAUUUCAUGGUCUUUCAGCAGCUUGCUUUGUUUUUUACGUUGAAAGUUUUUGGCUGUUGAUAGUAGCCGAAUUUAACUGGCAUUUUAUUUGACUUCUAACGUUGUUACCUUGAACUGUACAGAAUCCACAAAAUAAAACAUUUGAAGUCG
Nannospalax galili (Upper Galilee mountains blind mole rat) is the source of this 2313-nucleotide messenger RNA. RefSeq names its product oligodendrocyte transcription factor 1 (gene Olig1). NCBI's taxonomy places the organism in Eukaryota, Metazoa, Chordata, Mammalia, Rodentia, Spalacidae. The coding region runs from base 229 to 1014 and encodes 261 amino acids. The transcript has a single exon. The record is from RefSeq and is a predicted model, not a curated record. Gene Ontology annotation, molecular function: protein dimerization activity.